AUGGCGUCCUCUUCUGGAGCGGACGCGGGAGGUCCCUCGAGGCAAAACGAUGGCACCGAGACCUCGCCGCUGCUCGGCCACCCCGAUGAGGCAGCUGUGCCGGAGACGGGAGCAGCCCAGAAGCUGAACCAGACGUACGACAUUUUGAAGAAGUAUCUGUCGGCCAUUGGCAUCUUCCGGAUUCUGGCGGUGUUUCUGAUUGUAGGCGUUGUUCUCACUGCCGCUCUCUGGCCACGGACAAUCCCCGGCUCAGGCGUGGCACUUUGCCUGACGCCGGCCUGCAUCCACGCUGCAUCGGAAUACCUACAGAACCUGUCGCCCAACUACACGAACAUCGAUCCCUGCACCGAUUUUGAAGAGUUUGUCUGCGGCGGGUGGCACGAGAGCCACGAUAUGCGAGCAGACCAGGGCAUGAUUGAUGCACUCGGACUCAUCGACGACAGGGUGACGUCGACGAUCAGACACAUACUGGAGGGCGACUACCCUGGAUCGUCGAGCCACUCGGCUUUUUCGCCGUUGAAUCUGGCUGCGUCGACCAGGUCGGCCGACGAGCAGAACUUUGACGCGAUGAAGGAAGCUUACGACGCAUGCAUGGACACGGAAGCCAUUGCCAAGGUUGGGAUCUCUCCGAUUCUGAAGCUGAUCGACGACGUUGCGGCGACGUUCAGCAGCGAUGGAGACUACUCCGGAGCGAUGCUGUAUCUGCAAAAGGUGGGCGUCGGUGCGUUCUUUAAUUUUGGAGUCAGCGAGGACGAAAAGGAGCCAGAGACGCAGACAAUCAGCGUGAGCCCGAUGGUGAGCGUGGGGCUACCAUCCAAGUCGCACUUUAAGGACAAGCAAAUUGUGGCCAAGUACCAGGAGGCUAUGGCCAAGGUACUGGGCGCGCUCAAUCCCAAGGUGGCGACGAUCGGAGCAGGAACAGAGGCGGCUGCGGCGCUGGUUAAGCUCGAGUCCCGGCUGGUAGCGGCAGCACCGGAGCCUCAGGACAUGUUCGACGUGACAAAGACGUACAACAUGAUGUCGGUGGGGGCAACGGCCAAGCUGGUGCCACAGUUUGGGCUCAAGGGCAUGCUGAAGGCGCUCGUGCCGAAGGACUACGCUCUCAACACGACGAUCACGGCGUUUCCCGACAUUCUGGCCAACGUGUCGAGGAUUGUGGCGGACACGCCAGCCGAGGUGGUGCACAACUUCUUCUACUGGCGACUGAUCACGUCGUUUAGCGGAGCGGUGUUGGGGCCGGAGAUCCAGCCGCUGCUGCAGUUCCAGAACGUGCUGCAAGGCAAGGACGCGAACGCGGAGCCGGAGCGGUGGCGGACGUGCGUCCGGAGCGUGGGCAGCUCGGUGGGCUGGGUGCUCAGCCGGUUCUACGUGGAGGUGGCGUUCUCGGCAGCAGCCAAGGAGUUUGGCAACCAGAUCAUCUCGGACAUCAAGGCAGCGUACCUGCGCAACUUUGCUGGGCUCUCAUGGAUGGACGACGAGGUUAAGACGGUGGCGGCCGAAAAGGUGCACAACAUCGACCAGAAGGUGGGCUACCCAAGCGCGUCACCAAACAUCAUGGACGCGGCGGAGCUGCAGGCAUACUACGCGACGCUGAAGAUCAGCGGGUCGCACUUUGGCAACGUGGUGUCGGCGCGGCGGUUUGACGGGCGGGAGGAGUGGUCGGCGCUAGGCCGGGCGACGGACAUGCAGCGAUGGGGGAUGACGGCGGCGACGGUGAACGCGUACUACAACCCACCGCACAAUGAGAUUGUGUUCCCGGCGGCGAUCAUGCAGUUUCCGCUGUUCGGGGUGGACCUGCCGAGUUACGUGAGCUACGGGGCGUUUGGAGCGGUGGCAGGUCACGAGCUCUCGCACGCAUUUGACAACAACGGGCGGCACUACGACCUGCACGGGCGGUACAGCAACUGGUGGACGAACGGGACGAUUGCAGCAUUCCAGGCGCGGGCGCAGUGUCUGGUGGAGGAGUUUAGCAACUUCACGGUCGAGGGCAAGGACGGACCGGUGCACAUCAACGGCGAGCAGACGCUGGGCGAGAACAUUGCGGACUCGGGCGGGCUGACGGCGGCGUGGUCGGCGUGGCAUGCGCGGCGGAGCACGACCAAGGCCGGUCUAGAGCUCUCGCUGCCGGGACUGGAGCACUUUACGCACGAGCAGCUGUUUUACGUGUCGUUUGGCAAUGCGUGGUGCAGCAAGUGGCGGCCGGCUAUGCUGACCAACCGGGUGGUGACAGACGAGCACUCGCCGGAUGCCGUGCGGAUCAAGGGCACCGUGGCCAACUCGCGGGGUUUCCGGGAGGCGUUUCAGUGUCCGGUGAAGGAGCCGACGUGUGAGUUAUGGUAG
Grosmannia clavigera kw1407 is the source of this 2340-nucleotide messenger RNA. Its product is annotated as endothelin-converting enzyme. Gene Ontology annotation, cellular component: plasma membrane. Gene Ontology annotation, biological process: protein processing. Gene Ontology annotation, molecular function: metalloendopeptidase activity. The coding region runs from base 1 to 2340 and encodes 779 amino acids. The record is from RefSeq and is a predicted model, not a curated record. NCBI's taxonomy places the organism in Eukaryota, Fungi, Ascomycota, Sordariomycetes, Ophiostomatales, Ophiostomataceae. The transcript has 2 exons.